UAGUGGAUGAAAUUUAAGCAAUUAAGCCGAAUUUCUUUCGAAAAAUUCAAGCAAUUCUUUUACACAUUAUAAUAAAUUUACAUAUUAUAAUAAAAAAGUUACAAAAUCUUUUAUCUUCUUUUUAGUGGCACCCACUUAUUUCUUCAUGAUUCAAUUGACAUAUUUCUUCACUGCAAAAGUCCAAAUUUCCACCUUGAAACUUGCCGGAGUCCUACAAAGGACUUGAAAUGUUUGGGAAAGAGAUGUCCUAAUUUCCAUAAAGUACGGUAAAUUUGGUUGUCUUCUUGGGUUGUUUCUUAGUUGCUAGAAAGAGGAACAAAGUGGUCCGGAAUUUUUGUGUACACCUCUCUUGGGAUUUGUGAUUCUUCUUCAUUACAAAUCAUAGCAGAAGGUUUCAAUUGAAACAAGUAAAAUUGAUUAUAUAGAUGAGGGGUGCGGACUAUUAUGGUUCAGAAAUGAAGGGGAAAAUUGAUGAGAAAACAUAAGAGAAGGAGAAGAAAAGGCAAACCCAGAAAUUGUAAAUUUAGAUUCAGAACGUCUCAUGCAACAAGGAGAAAAGAAGGGCAUGGAUGAAUUACCUGGUUCUGUAGGUACCAUUGCGAGCUUUAGUCUCAGACUGGGUCAGACUAUGUUCUCUUCUGCUUCUCUUCUCUUCAUGUCUUUCGGUGUUGAAUUUUACAGCUACACUGCUUUCUGCUACUUGGUAACAAUUAUGGGUUUGGUCAUACCUUGGAGUUUUACAUUAGCAUUGGUAGAUGGAUACUCUGUUCUUCUGAAAUGCCCCAUUCAUCAGCCAAUAAUACUGCUGAUCAUUGUUAUCGGAGAUUGGAUAUUAUCUGUUCUGACACUAGCAGCAGCAUGCUCAACAUCAAGUGUUGUGGAUCUGCUGAUACAUUCCCAUGGUUCUUAUUGCCCUUGGAAGUAUUGCAGCAGAUACCAGAUAUCUGCAGUUAUGGCGUUUCUGUCAUGGAUCCUGUCAUUGGCAUCCUGUCUUUUCAACCUCUGGCUAUUGCCCUCCUUGUGAUUCUCAUUUCAUUUUGGCUAGGACCAUAACAAGAGUGGAAUGGUGUCAACUUGAACAAAACACAGCUCAUUCUGGUGACUGGUGAGCAUACACAUGGAUUGGACUGAAACCUGCGGAUUCUCAUGAUGGCAUUCUUACAGGGGAAAGGUGGUUGUAAAAAUGGAGAACAGAAUUCACAGAAAUAAGAAACAAAACGGAAUUGAAUUGUGCAAGUAUCAUAAGCUCCAAUUCUUAGCGUCUUCUAGACUGCCUGAAGAUACAGUAUGGCCAUCCAGUAGACGCCAUAUACAUAGUAUAGAGAAGUCGUUAUCAAUCUUGAGGUUGACGCUUAACCAAAGCAAAGUGCUUUUGCCUCCCUUUUAUGUCCUGAUUGGCAGUUUCCCAGUUUCAACUUCCACGUGAUGUACUUUAAACUCUUACAUGAGACACGCUGUAUACCUUAUAUUUCACAAACUAAUGCAAUAUUUUACGCAUUUAUUAUCAUUUCGUUUUAUUUAAAAAUAAUAUCUAUAUAUAUAUAUAUAUAUAUAUAUUAUAUUAGAACAUACCAUAAUAAUUAAAUUUAAAAACAAAAUCAUGAAAUUUAAUUAAUCGGUGGAGUCAAUAUUUAAUAUGAUAUUAAAAUUUUCAACAUUUAUAUUAGAUAACGUAAAAUAAUUAUAGGGAGGGAUAAACAUGACAUGAAACUUCUGCGAGCUAAAAAAGUUGUUUUUCUCCUAAAAGAUGUAACAAAAGCAUUUCUCCAGUAUUUAUUUCAUUAUAUGAAAUUAACAUUUUGCACCUUCUUCUUGGGAAAAUAGCUAAAUAAAUAUAUUAAUUGAUAAAAUUAUAAAAUUUGCAUUAGAAUUUAAUAUUAUUUGUAUAUGUUUCAAAUAUUAUAUGAAGAAUAAAAUAAUAAUUUUAUAUUUUAUACAAAUAGUUUCAAAUAUAAAAUAAAUAAUAAAAGGGAUAAAGCAAAUUUUAGUUCUUCAUGUUUGGGGGUUCUAUCGAUUUGGCUCCCUAACUUUAAUUUAUAUCAUUUUAAUCCUUAAUGUUUACUUCAAUUAUCAAGUUACUCCUUUAAAUUUUGUAAGAUAAAAUAGCCUUUAAAGAGAGAUGAUGUAGCAAUUAGAUUACUGAUGUAGAAUAUACACAUGGAUAAAAUAAAAUAUAUUAACCAAAUCUGUUAAGUCCUAAUUAUUUGUCUGUUAUUUAUUUUAUUAUAGUGUCAUCAUUAUCAUGGAUUUUUGAUAAGUAAUUAAAAUUUUUUAUUUAAUUUACGUGUUUUUUCAUGUUAGCAUUCUAAGUUUCACAUGAGCUUUUUUCCGGGUUAUUUUAGCUUACAAAACCUAAAAAGUAACUUGAUAAUUAAAAUAAACAUUAAGAAAGGAUAGAAAUUAAAAUUGAGGGAACAAAUCGAUAGAACUUCCAAACGUGAAUGACUAAA
This is a messenger RNA of Prosopis cineraria, 2450 nucleotides long. RefSeq names its product CASP-like protein 5C1. Gene Ontology annotation, cellular component: membrane. The transcript is spliced from 4 exons. The record is from RefSeq and is a predicted model, not a curated record. Bases 542 to 1024 code for a protein of 160 amino acids. NCBI's taxonomy places the organism in Eukaryota, Viridiplantae, Streptophyta, Magnoliopsida, Fabales, Fabaceae.